UUUCAAUACAAACACUUGAGUUCUUUUCAAACAAACAACAAAAUCUCGAAAUGAAUUCACAAAAAAGUUUAAUGAUUUUAAGUGUUUUAGUUGUAAUUAUUGUGGUCACAUCUGCUUGCUUUAUAACUAACUGUCCACCGGGUGGUAAGAGAUCGCUGAGAGGCGAUAGUCCCAAGAAACAGAGAUCGCUGAGAGGUGAUAGUCCCAAGAAACAGUGCACCCGUUGUGGGUCAGGAGCCGGGCGUUGCUUUGGGCCCAACAUAUGUUGCGGGGAAUCCAUUGGCUGUCAUAUGAAUAACAAAUUGACGGCAGUUUGCAGUACUGAAGACUAUAGUCCUCAUCUCUGUACCAAUGAAGGUAAACAGUGCGCUAAUGGGAAAGGUAUCUGUGCUGUCGACUCAAUCUGUUGUACAUCAGAGAGCUGUUUUGUUGACAAAAGAUGUCAAACAAAUCAAAUGAAAGGAUCCGUUGACGAGAAGAUUUGGUCCAAUUAUUUGGAU
Molecule: messenger RNA, 500 nt
Organism: Oppiella nova
Lineage: Eukaryota; Metazoa; Arthropoda; Arachnida; Sarcoptiformes; Oppiidae
Source: the annotation of a GenBank genome assembly